Messenger RNA from Acanthosepion pharaonis, 1137 nucleotides. The record is from the annotation of a GenBank genome assembly. NCBI's taxonomy places the organism in Eukaryota, Metazoa, Mollusca, Cephalopoda, Sepiida, Sepiidae.
AUGAGUACAGAAAAAACAACUGAUUUCAGCAGUUCACAAGCAAAAUCUAAAGAGAAUAGAAACGAAAAUCAAACGACGAUGAGUACAGAAAAAACAACCGAUUUCAGCAGUUCACAAGUAAAAUCUCCUGAAUCCCCACCAAAUGUCCUCUUCUACAAGAAUAAAAUUCCAGCUAAACCAAAUAAUGAACAUAUUGAAGAAAUACUGAAUUGGCGUGAAGACUAUGAUGAGUUAGAGUAUAACCAUUCGUACAUUCAAUGGCUCUUUCCGAACCGAGACAUGGGAAUGAACUCAUUGGCCUGUGCCCUUACCGAUAAAGAAGCAGAGAUUAUUCGUACUUCAGACGAUCUGAGAGGAAAAGUGAAGGCAGCUUUUGAAAUGAUGCUAGAUUUUUAUGGCAUGGAACUCACAAAGAAUAAUGAAUUUAAACUUGCAGAAAACUCUGAAGAAAGACUUGCCGAACUUAACAAAAGGUACAAUCACAAUUUUCUUCGUAUCACAAGAAUUUUGUUAGCACUCAAAGAACUUGGACAUAAGGAAUUGACACUGCCGUGGAUGAAAUUUCUAGCUGACCUCAUCUAUAAGGAAAAUAAAUUAAAUUGUGCACAAAGCAGUUUUGAGAAUUUUUGGAUUGAUACUUUAGACGCUGAAGACAAAUUACAACUUACUGACUAUCGAAAUACAUUGUUACGUAACACAAAAUCUAAGGAGAAACUGAUUUCUUCAAGUUCUGAUAAUGUCUCUCCAGUUAGCACUACCCCAAAUGAUAAUGAUGAUUUAGAAAAUUCCACUCCCAAUAUUUUUCCCAAUAGUGACAAAAGCACUCCUACUCCAUCUACAGAUUCUAUGUCUUCCUCUCCAGUUUCUGAUACUUCAAAAGAUACUGAAGCAAAAGCCACAGAAGUUGAUGUUGAUGCAAAAUCCACUUCUACCAAUAUUAAUGAUACGGUUCCUAAAAGCACUCCUACCGUAUCUACAGAUGCUAUGGCUUCCUCCCAAGUUUCUGAUACUUCAAAACCUGCUGAAGAAAUAACCAAAGAAGAUGAUGCAAAAUCUACUCUUAACAUGACAUCUGAAAAGAAUGCAGUUACCGAACACAUUUCAUAUAUUAAAAAGGAAAUGAAUCAAUUUUGCUAG